GGCCCUGCCCGCCGGCCCCUCCCCGCCCGCCAGCCCUCUGGGAUUCCCGGCGGUAGCCACGAUGUUUUCUCUCAAGCCUCCCAAACCCACCUUCAAGUCGUACCUUCUGCCGCUGCCUCAGACUGAAGACCAUAUAACUUCAGAACCCAGGAUUAAAAAACUGGAACCAGUACUUUUGCCAGGUGAAAUUGUGGUAAAUGAAGUCAAUUUUGUGAGAAAAUGCAUCGCAACAGAUACAAGUCAGUAUGACCUGUGGGGCAAGCUGGUUUGCACUAACUUCAAGAUCUCCUUUAUUACGGAUGACCCAAUGCCACUACAGAAAUUCCAUUACAAAAAUCUUCUUCUUGGUGAACAUGAUGUUCCUCUGACAUGCAUUGAGCAGAUUGUCACAGUGAAUGAUACCAAGAGGAAGCAGAAAGUCCUUGGUCCCAACCAGAAACUUAAAUUUAAUCCAACUGAAUUAAUCAUUUAUUGCAAAGAUUUUCGAAUUGUCAGAUUUCGUUUUGAUGAAGCAGGUCCUGAAAGUGCAAAAAAGGUGUGCCUUGCAAUAGCUCAUUAUUCUCAGCCAACGGAUCUUCAGCUUCUCUUUGCAUUCGAGUAUGUUGGGGAAAUAUAUCAUAACCCAGCAAAGAAGGUGAAUGGAGUAGACCCAGGAGGCGGUGGAGGCAGUGGUGGUGGCAUCAGCAGUGCCAGUGGUCAGCAGACACCUUUGUUUGAAACUUACUCUGAUUGGGAUAGAGAAAUCAAAAGGACGGGUGCAUCAGAGUGGAGAGUUUGUUCAGUCAAUGAAGGUUAUAUGAUAUCUACUUGCCUUCCAGAAUAUUUUGUGGUCCCUUCUUCCUUAGCAGAUCAAGACCUUAAGCUCUACUCCCACUCUUUUAUUGGGAGACGAAUGCCAUUAUGGUCCUGGAAUCAUCCCAACGGGAGUGCCCUUGUAAGAAUGGCCAACAUCAAGGAUGUGCUGCAACAAAGAAGAAUUGAUCAAAGGAUUUGUAAUGCAAUAACUCGAAGCCAUCCCCUGAGAAGUGACGUCUACAAAUCUGAUCUGGACAAGUGUCUCCCCAGCAUCCAGGAAAUCCAGGCUGCGCACAUCAAACUCAAACAGCUGUGUGUUAACGAGCCCUUCGAAGAAACAGAAGAGAAGUGGCUGUCCUCACUGGAAAAUACUCGCUGGUUAGAGUAUAUCAGAUCAUUUCUUAAGCAUUCUGCUGAGCUCGUAUACAUGAUGGAGUGUAAGCACGUUUCUGUAGUUCUACAAGAGGAAGAGGGACGGGACCUGAGCUGUCUUGUUGCUUCUCUCGUUCAAGUCAUGCUGGAUCCCUACUUUCGAACGAUUGUUGGAUUUCAAAGCUUGAUACAGAAGGAAUGGGUCAUGGCAGGAUAUCAGUUUUUAGAUAGGUGUAACCACUUAAAGAGAUCUGACAAAGAGUCCCCUUUGUUCUUGAUGUUUCUCGACUGUGUUUGGCAGCUGCUAGAACAGUACCCAGCAGCCUUUGAGUUUUCUGAAAUGUACUUGACGAUACUGUAUGACAGUGCACGUAUCUCCUUGUUUGGCACUUUCCUUUUCAACUGUCCUCAUCAACGAGUAAAGGAAAGCACUGAAUUUGCUAUAAGCAAAAAUAUUCAGCUGGGUGAUGAGAAGGGCCUCAGAUUUCCUUGUGUUUGGGACUGGUCUCUUCAGUUUACAAGCAGGGAUCGCCUGCUCUUUCACAACCCUUUGUACAUUGGGAAAAGCUCACCAUGUGUGCAGAACGGAGCAGUGAAAAGUUUCAAGCGCUCAAAGAAAAACUACAGCUCGACACUGCGAGGUGUCCCCCCAGCAUUGAAAAAUGGAAUCAUCAGUGAGCAGGAGUUCCUUCCAAGAAGAAACUCUCUGAUACUGAAACUGAAACCAGACUUCUUACAGCAAACAGAGAGUCAGAGUAACAGUAUGGAACAGUACUUCAGAGACUGGUUUGCAAAGCCUGUUGAUUUGCACGGCGUAAUUCUGCCCCAUAUCUCUGGAACACAAAUAAAACUCUGGAAACUGUGCUACUUCCGCUGGGUUCCCGAGGCCCAGAUUAAUCACGGUGGCUUCAUUGCUGCUUUCCAUAAAGUCUCUUUGCUGGCAGAUGAAAUAGACAUGUUAAACCGGAGCCUUCGGCAGUGCAAAAGCAACUCUCCUUUGCAAGGUAACUGCUCAGAACUGGAUCAAGGCAGGAUGUACUUCAGAGCAAAUGGCUUAAACGACUCCUCUGGGGCCCCAGACUUUCUCUCCUCCUCUUUCCCAUUUUCACCUGUAGGGAACCUAUGCAGACGGAGCAUUCUGGGAACGCCUUUAAGCAAAUUCUUGAGUGGUGCCAAAAUCUGGCUAUCCACUGAGACGCUUGCGAAUGAAGACUAAGAUGAUGUGAUGGCCUAUAGAUCCAGGGAGGCUAUAGCAUAUUGUUUUGUCUUUUCUAAUUUAACACUGCUAAAGGCAGCCUUGAAAGCUGUAAUAAUUUUUAUAUACAAACAUUACGUAAGUUUUGCACAAAUAUUUAAAAGCAAAGCGAGUCAGGCUUCAAAUCGCACAAUUUUGUCCUCAGUAGUUCUCAUCCAUGUCUUGUCUGGUUUCUGGUCCCUACUUCUUUCUGUGUUUGGGGGGUUCAACUCUUUAUAUGAGAUGGAGCAUUUCUAAUGAAUGCCGAUGCUAACUGCUGGUUUGGUGUGGUUGUUAAUGAGGGUUGUUUGAAAUACCUAUUUUCCCAGAUAGCUUGUGUUCACUUGGUAACGACUGAACUCUGAGCACAAACUCUUCCCUCAGAUUUACUUUCCAGGCAGAAAACAUGUGUACACAGAUACUGAUGUCCUGUGACUGGAUCACCUUUCAUAUGUGUUAAUGUAGUGUGCAUCCAUGGAGGAGGUGUUCCUUUUCCUUUCUCCCCAGAAUGCAUCCAUCAGCAAUCAGAUUUUUGCUCUUUGUCAUGAGCUUGCCAUUAGGCUAUAGGAAUCAACUUCAGGACAAUGCACUGUUAACCUUAAACCAUUUACUGUACAUAGAUAAUGUAGUAGCUUUAGAAGUGCCUUUAAACAGGAGGAAAACGUAGCAAGAUUUACUCUAAUGCAGCUACCUGCUCCCCCCCCUCCCCUUUUUUUUACAGCAGAUUGUUAAGGUAAGUUCUGGUUCCUUCCUCUGCCUUCCCCUUUCCUUUUGUGGAAAUAAGAGAAGGCUAUAGCUCAGGAGACAAUAGGUUGUUCCUCUCAAAGGUUAAGCCCAUUUUUUUUAAGUCUCAUGAGAGCCUCUCCUUUUCUCAGCACCUCUGAUAUUCAGCACUGUCAUGCACAGAUCCCUCACACCCAGUUCCAGGCUGCGGCACACUUCAGCCCUAACGCAUUUUGGAACAGAGGCUGGGCUGUGAGAGGCUGCAUCUGUGAGGGGUGCUGAUGCUGGGAGAAGAGUGAUCAGCAGUGCCUUCUUUUUUACCUACUAGUAGCCCCCGUGGACAAUGCAGUGGACAAGCACAGCUCUUAAACCUUUGCCUUGUCACUCUCUGCUGGAUGCUGCAUGAAACAAACAAGAGAUGGGGGUGGGAGGGCAGUAGAGUGCAUCAUUAUCUGAAGUGAAGGCAUGGGUGGAGGACAAGAGAAUACUUCUGUGGAAUACGUUCUCUUAACAGUGAGUCUUAUAGUACCUGAUCUCUGUAAAAUGCAAAAGCUACUAAAGCAAUGCUGAGCCUUACUGACCAGGUAAGGCUCUGAAGGCCUUGGAUCAAGCUGUUCCCAGUUACUAGAAAAAAAGAAGUUUUAGAUCAUAUGCAGCCUGUAGAGCGUUUAAAAAAAAAGCAAACAAACAGGGAGGGGAGCAGGGAGAUUUGGAGUUGUUUAUUUCUGUGUAAAACCACACUGGUCUUCCAUGCAGCCUAAAUCAAAGUAACAAGGGUUUUGGAUGUCUAUGAUGGCUCAAGUAUUUAUUUAAGAGUGGCCUUACAGGUGCCAGCACAGUGCUAGCUGAGCCUGCUGCACACAGGUCCCCAUUUUCACCAGGCUACAAAUGACGUGAAGUGCAAAGCUGUGAGGAGCAGUGGCACACUGGGUUCUCACACUGCUUGGUUUGCCAGGGACGAGUGGACUUGUUUUAAAGGUGAGCUGAGGUGUGGGAGGAAAAGGAAAAAUAAACUUCCUUUUUUAACUAACCAGCACUUCCCCCCACCCUUAUGCAAAGAAGCUGUGUGUGGGGCAGGUGGGGGCUUAUGACAUCAUGUCAGAUUGCUUCUGCUCAGCUCCCUGGGAGGGGAAAAAUGUGCAUUCACCUCAGUUGCCUAAUUAUGCUGCAAGACAGUCUGAGCAUGUUAUAUGGUCCCCAAACAAGCUGUUUUUAAUUGCAAGCUUGCUGGAGCAGUCAGCCAACUGAUUCAUUACUCAAAUGACUCUUAUUUUGCUUUUGUAAUGGUUUUUUUGAACUAGCUUACUGUUUUCCCUGGCCUGAUACUUGAUGUAAAGACCUCAACCCAUGUGUGUGGGGGUAUUUUGGUAACAGUUUUUCCUCUUUUUUUUUUUUUCUCCUUAAAUUACAAUUAGAACUAUGGUGUCUUUUCCUUUUUUUUUUUUUUUUUUUUUUUUUUUUCCCUUAAAGGUGUAACCUGUUUGGCUUAAAAGAACCUAGAAUGUAUUAAAAAAAAAAUAAUUACUCAAACAGGGAGCUGGUAGAAUGCAACACACAGUAUUCCCAUGCCUGUUGGGGAAAAAUGGGUGCUAUGUUUAAACAAAUGAGGUUGACUGUAAUGAGACUUAAAAAAUUUUUACCUUUCAGUUCAACAGUGGGUACAGAUGCUGCAGAUGGUCUUUGUAGUCUAUAUGUGUAUGUAUAUGUAUAUAGAUAUACAUAUAACUAUACAUAUAUAAUAGGGGAGGGGAUGUUAAAAAAUAACAGACUUGCUUAAUAAGCAGUUAGCAGGAGAGUUAGGCAGGCAGAGGCUGAGGAGACGAGCACACGGACAUCCCCAACUUGCAUGGAAAGGAUGGAGGGAGGAGAGGAGCCUGCCUGCUGCCUUGUGUUUGCAGACUGAGAGCACCUGUGACUGUUGGUUCUUCCCUCUCAGUAAGUUCUACAGCUUUUUUUUUUUUUCCUUCUUUAAAUUUGCUUUUGAAACACAGGUACUAAAAGCUAAUUUCAAAAUACUCUCCACUCUACACAGUUGCCUUAUCAUCAGCAGGGACUGCUCUGAACAUUUCUAAUAGCUUUCAGAAGCAGUUUUGGUGUGCAAGUACUUCUGUGUACAAAAUCAACAUACAAGUGUGUAUAGAAUGUGUGUGUGUAUAUGUAUACACGUUCUCAAAUUACUAUUUCUGUUCACCAUUUUAAAACAAAACUGUUGAUGGCAUUUGGUUGUUUCAAGAGUAGAAAAGCUACCGAGAAGCUCCUAUUUUUGUCUGUUUCUUGUAAAAGAAAAGUGCACUAUUUUGGCUGGUACCAGCUGUUAUAAUCAUUAUUUUUUGUAACUACACUGUAAACCUUGCAGGGGGUGAAACACAAAUUGCAGGUUGGUAAGAUUUAAGUGUACCUGUGGUGUCACUGAUUACUGCUAGGUAGAGGUCACUGUGGUAGGACAACGUUAUUCCCCAUUUUUACUGCCAAAAAUCAAAGAAAUUCCUUUCAUUCCAGAAACUCAUUGAAAAGUGUGUUACAUGUAAACCCAGGCCUGCACCUGUGUGUGUGUGUGUGUGCACAUGCUGGCAAUACCACGUCACUAUUGACUGCCUUGUACUCGGAAUGAAGAUGUAGCAAGUGGGUCAAAGGUUUUGGCUUACACUCAGAUGGAAAGAAACAUUAAAACCAAAAAUUUCUAACAUUUGCAGCCUCCAGUGGAAGAGACAGAAAUCUGUACCUCAAGUGGCUCUAGGCAGUAGGGUUCUAAUGCUGUUGCUGUGAUGGUGUAGAGUUUGCUAUUUCAAUUGAAACUAAAACCCUUGUGCCUGAUAAUGAUUUACUGAGUAAAGUAGCAGUGCCAGGAAGAUUAUAACAUCCUGAUGCUGACUUGUGAAUGUGAAGUAAAUUAGACUAAAUAAAAUUCAUACCUUUCCAGAGUGAA
Molecule: messenger RNA, 6050 nt
Organism: Lagopus leucura (white-tailed ptarmigan)
Lineage: Eukaryota; Metazoa; Chordata; Aves; Galliformes; Phasianidae
Gene: MTMR10
Product: myotubularin related protein 10
Exons: 16
Coding region: 62-2383 (773 amino acids)
Source: RefSeq, a predicted model, not a curated record